This is a messenger RNA of Aureobasidium subglaciale EXF-2481, 1238 nucleotides long. RefSeq lists its product as uncharacterized. The transcript is spliced from 2 exons. The record is from RefSeq and is a predicted model, not a curated record. Bases 107 to 952 code for a protein of 281 amino acids. NCBI's taxonomy places the organism in Eukaryota, Fungi, Ascomycota, Dothideomycetes, Dothideales, Saccotheciaceae.
AUCCAAUCAGAAGCAGAGCCGAAGCACAGCUAGGAAGAACAGUGAGCCCCCAACUCUGUCGGGAGCGUCGGACCCCCCAAAGAGUUUCACUUUACCCCGUCAUUAGAUGCCCGGAUGUUGUGAUGCAAGAGCAUUAACCCUCCAUCCAACUCUCAUCACCGAACCAAUUGUCAUCACCUACAGACACCUUGCACUCUACCCCAAGUUUCAAUCCACACACAUCACAACCAUCAAAAUGAAGUACUCUUUCGUCUGCGCCGCCCUCGCCGCCUCGGCCUCUGCCCAGAUCCUUUCCGACAUCACCUCUGUCGGUGGUUCCAUCAUCUCCGCCGGUACUAGCGGUGCUGGUUCGGUCUUCUCGGAUGCCACCUCAGCUGUAGGCUCCGGCGUCUCUGGCGCCUCAUCAGUCGCCUCCGUCGCCGUUUCGGGCGCCUCAUCUGUUGCCAGCGCCGGUGUCUCAGGCGCUUCGUCAAUCGCCAGCGCAGGAAGCUCUGGUGCCGCUGGUGCUCUUACCACCCUCACUGGAAGCGCCUCUUCUGCCCUUGCAUCUGCCUCCUCCGGCCUUGCCUCUGAGAGAUCGUCCAUCAGCGCUCGCUUGUCCUCCCUCUCCGCCGCCGAGGCCACCGCUACCGGCUCGGCCAAGAGCUCCAUCUCCUCUGAGGCUGCUGCCCUCCAGUCGUCGGCUUCUUCUGCCCUCAGCUCUGGCACUGGCGCCUUGAGCUCCGCUUCUUCGCGCAUCUCUUCCGCCGUCUCGAGCGCAUCUUCCGCCAUCACUUCUGGUGCCUCUUCCGCAUCUUCGCGUGCGUCCUCGGGUGCCUCGUCUGCAUCUUCGCGUGCUUCCUCCGCAGCUUCCUCCGCUUCCAGCGCUGUCAGCACUGGUGCUGCCGCCUACAACGGACCCGCCGUCGGUGGUGUCCUCGGUGCCGCUCUCGGCUUCGCUGCUCUCCUCUAAGCAAAUCAUCUCACACCUACUACAACCAAAAGUCGCCUAAGAGCACCGCGUUGAUACAAGGAGGAUACGGUUUUCUUUUUCAUGAAUCGCUACGUUUGUACACUAUGCCCAGUAUCUCUCUGUAAUAACUUUAUCGGUCAAUCAUACAAGGAUUGAUUCGUUCAACGUCCAAAUUCAACACAAAUCAAGUCUCCAUUGCCAUCCAUGAUUUCUCCCAAUGAUAACUGUACUAGUUUAUCAAUACACAUUGAAUAUUGCCUAGAUUGUCUGACUAAUGUUGCGAUGC